Messenger RNA from Melanotaenia boesemani (Boeseman's rainbowfish), 2575 nucleotides. Its product is annotated as insulin receptor-like. The transcript has 3 exons. Bases 228 to 1250 code for a protein of 340 amino acids. Lineage: Eukaryota; Metazoa; Chordata; Actinopteri; Atheriniformes; Melanotaeniidae. The record is from RefSeq and is a predicted model, not a curated record.
CAGGGUUUGUUUACUGGCGGAGAGACUGGGAAGAAGGGGGAUCCUACAGGAGCUGGGGGACUCUACAUCUGAGUGGAAUUAAAAAAGAAGAAAAACAACAAAACAAAAAAAAACACUGUUGAAUAUCUUGUAUUUAUUUUUGUUUACCUGUUGGCCUCCGCCGCAAAACAAAACCAGUUUCCUGCACGCAUAUCUUCUGCAUUUGAACUGUCCUCCUCGCCAAGUGGAUGGUGUCAGUUAUGUGGCUCCGGACUUUGUGUUUUGUUUUGACCGCUAUCUGCGUUGUGAUGAGCUGUCAUCGAGCUUAUGGAGAGAUUUGUCCAAGUAAGGACAUUCGCUACAGGGUGACCAACCUGCAGACACUCGAGAAUUGUACUGUGAUCGAAGGCUACCUGCAGAUCUUACUCAUAUCAAGGACCAAGCCGGAGGAUUUCCGAGGCCUCAGUUUCCCCAAGCUGAUGGUGGUGACCGACUAUCUGUUGCUAUUCAAGGUUUAUGGCCUGGAGAGCCUCAGCGAUCUCUUCCCCAACCUGACGGUCAUCAGAGGCGACAACCUGUUCUACAACUAUGCUCUAGUGGUGUACGAGAUGUUCCAGCUGCGAGAGCUUGGCCUCCACAGCUUGAUGAAUAUCACCAGAGGAGCUGUGAGACUUGAGAAGAACCCAGAGCUUUGCUAUCUCUCCACUCUGGACUGGUCCAAGAUCCUUGACUCAGUGGAGGACAACUACAUCAUGGCCAACAAGAAUGAAAGCAAGUGUGGUGAUGUCUGCCCAGGAACGGCGGCUGGAAAGACAACGUGCCAGACGACGACCAUUAACGGACACUUCAGCGAACGCUGCUGGACACAAAACCACUGCCAAAGAAUGUGCCCUGCUCAGUGCGAACACCGGCCGUGCACUAAAGCUGGCGAGUGCUGUCACGACCAGUGUCUGGGCGGCUGCCUGAAGCCCAACUCAACCAGUGACUGUGUGGCCUGCCGUGGCCUCCAGCAUGAGGGCACAUGUGUGGAGCGUUGCCCAAAAAACAACUUCACUUAUGAGGGCUGGCGCUGCGUCUCCUUUGCCUUCUGCCAGGAUCUGCACAACAGAUGUAAGAGGGAGAAGGAGCGCAACAAGAACGCUGACUGCUCCGAGUACGUCAUCCACAACGGUGCCUGCAUCCCUGAGUGUCCCUCUGGCCUCCUCGUAAGUGGACACGCGAGUUGGUCUGAUGGGCUCUUGAUGGCCUGCGGGGAAGAUGUUGAUCAGUGAAGCAUGCUUAAUAUUUAGUAUACAUUGGGUUUAAUCCCAGUCUUUUUACACAGGAGCUUGUUGAUUUAUUGAUUCAAUUACAAAAUCUCUUUGAACUCUCAGUUCUGCAUAUACUCAAACUAAAACAAUGUUUUGCACAUUUACUUUUUAUAUGGUUUAAAUGGAAAGUUGUUUCAGGGAUGUGAUCAAUAAUAAAGGAUUGACAAGCAAUACAAGGUCGCAGCUGAAAGAUUUUUUUGUUGUUGUUUGUUUGUUUUUUUGUUUGUUUGUUUUUGCUUUUUGUUUUGCCUUUAGAUGGUUCAGCUGCCAAUGAGUUUUUGUUCUUUUUAAUUGUUCACAUGCGUUAGCAACCACAAAAUCCCAAUGUUCAGCAGUGAAUUUACAAAUGCUUCUACUAGCAUGCAGUGGAUUUCAUACUGUUUAACAUCUGUUUCAACUAAGAUUUCUGGGGCUGUGCCAAAAUAGUUUGUUCUGCCUUUUUUUUUUUUUUUUACUUUUAUCUUGUUGUACUUUGUGUAUGUGUGCUUGUGCGUGUGAGUGAUAUGAGUGUUUUUUUUGUUUGUUUGUUUGUUUUUUUUUCACUUUUCUUAAUUUCUCUGCCAGAAGAUUUAAGGUUUAAUGCUUUUUUAUAGCUUUUUUAAAAAACUUUUUCAAUUUUAUUCUUACAUGAUAACCUAUCAAAUCACCACCUAUCUCUUUUCAGUCUGGGUUUUCAUUUAAUAACAAGCAUUUACAUUUUGGCCUUUGUUAAGCAUUUUUUUCCCCCCAGAUUUGUCUCUGAAGGUUCCAAGCAGAGAUGUACAUGUUGGCCACUGUGGAAGUAAUUUUAAUGCAUAUGGUAAUCAGUCAUAUUUACUCAUAUAAUAGUCACAAGUGUAAACCUUCUUUUAUUCAUAUAAUACAUUUAUUCAUUUAUUACCCUCAAUUACAUUUCAUAAUGUGUAUUUUCCUUAUAUAGAACAUUGAAGUUAUUAUUCUCCUGUUGGGUUCUUGUGUGAGGUCAGGCUGACCACUUUUCUUCCAGACUCGUGAUAUAGGGAAAAGUUGAGACUGAUGGGCAGCUGCUAGAUACAAACAGUUGUUUAGAAAAUAGCAGCCUGUUUGGAUGAGACAGUAAGAAAGCAACGCCUUCUAGUCUCCUUUCUCCUUUUUAUCAGUUUAGAGACUGGCCUUCAGCUAGGGUCAGGCUGAAAAAAACUGAUUCCGAAAAUGCAGCAAGGCAGAGUCCUCUUGCCGGCUUCCGGAGUCGACAAGAUAGCUCUCGAACUUGCAAGUAUUGACUGUAUUUUAUACUUCUCCUGUAAUAAACCUUAUAUAAUUUUACU